AAGAAAAGUUUGUUUGGCUGCUUCAAAAGCAAAGCAAAGUCUGUGAAGUCAUAUAGCUCGACUCGAGGGAAGAUAAUGCGGAGAGAGACUAUGGUAGUGAAUACAAAGUAUUAACAUGAUAGACUAGUCGGCUCGUGUGCUUCCAAACACGUUGUUGCACGUUUAACCGUGAUAUCUAAAUCACACUGAACCAUGGCAGAUGGAAAUCGGACAGUCGUGUACUUCUCUGAGCAGGUGGUGGUGUUGUGUUCAUGCGCGCUGUCGUUCCUGGGCUCCUCGCUGAUCAUCCUCACCUACAUUAUUUGGGCAGAUUUGAGGACAACCCCGCGGAGGCUGCUGGUCUUCCUCUCGGUGUCUGACUGGCUGUCCGCCGUCUCCUACGCCUUCGGAGUCUGGACAGUUUUCCGCACCGACUCGCUGGACUGCAUCGCGCAGGGAGCCGUGUCCACGUUCGCCAACACGAGCUCCUUCUUCUGGACCGUGGCCAUCGCUGUUUACCUGUAUGUGUUCAUCGUGAGGUCAAGCCAAAGAGCCGCUGACAGCCUGGUGUUGUUUUUCCACUUCGUCAGCUGGGGUGUUCCUCUGGCCAUCACCGUUGCAGCUGUGUGCAUGAACAAGAUUGGCUACGAUGCGUCAGAGGUGUCGGUGGGCUGGUGCUGGGUCAGGAUCCACGCUCCUGACCGGGUCCUGUGGAUGCUGCUGACUGGAAAGAUCUGGGAGUUCUUGGCUUACCUCACCCUGCCUGUCCUGUACAUCCUGAUCAAGAGGCACAUCCACAUAGCGCAUACUGCCCUGUCCGAGUACCGUCCCAUCUUGGCCAACAGGCCUCCGUCACAGUCCUUCUCCUCCAUGGCGGACAUGAAGCUGACACUCAUUCCCAUCAUCUUCAUCGUCCUGCGCAUUUGGAGCACCGUGCGCUUCAUACUGCUGCUCGCCGGCUCCCCAGCCAGCCAGAACCCAGUGCUGGUCACACUACAUGGAAUUGGGAACACCUCGCAGGGAGCGGCCAACUGCAUCAUGUUUGUAUUGCUUACUCGGCCAAUCCGCACACGCCUCUGCGCCGCGCUCUUCUGCUGCUCCAAGUGUCGAGCAGACGUUCAGCACUCUCAUGACGGCCCGGACAGACUGCUGCCGGGACAAGACGCCUACACACAGAGAGAAGAAGACAGCACUAGUCGAUUGGGGACUGAUAGAUGAUACUCUGUGGAUGAGAAGACAAACAAAGGUUGACACAAAGGGCGCGGUGGAGCUCUCUGCCUCACGCUGAGCCUCAUUACAGCAAGUGCCUGCCGACAGGGUUGAAGAUUCUGCAGGUGCAUGCACAUUGGUGUCACAGGAAGUCACAUGUCUGCACUCUGGGGGAUGAGGAUGCUGCUGCCUGGUACACUUUGAUUGUUGCAUACUGAAUAUGUUGCACAUGAAUUUUGUAGUUUCAUACUGUACAUACGUCAAACUUUAAAGUGCCAUUUUACUUUAAGUUGUUUUCUGAUUGUGUUUUGAACAGCUGUACACUCCGUGAAAGACCGUUUAGCAGCUUUUCUUUUCUUUUUUUUAUCAAAUAAUGUGGAUUCAUUUACAUUCUGAGGUUAUUACUGUAAAAUGAAUAAAUUCUCAGUUUUUAACUUGUUCCACUGAGAAUUCAUGUAUUGUAAUUACGGGGGGGGGGGGGGGGGAGAAUGACCCAUAUUUUAGUGCCUGUACAGCAUUCUCACUUUAAGUGAUACACAUUUGUCACCGAUACUGAAGUUUCACAAAGAGCUUUAAGUCAGAACCCACUGAAAACCCUUCAUCACACACUGUUGGCUUGAAAGAUGUUUGUAAAAAGUUUGUGGUCAGUUUGAGUUCCUGUCAGUUAGACGCCUAAAUUCACUCAGUGCUGUGUUUCUCUGCUUCGUCAUUGUUCUGCUAAAAUAUGGCUAAAUACACGGCUUAUUACAGAGCUGCGGAGCUGCAAGAAAGGUGAUAGAACAGCAUGGACGCAGUGCAUUUAUUCGUAUUUUGGUGCAUCAAAUAGUUUGUUUUGACAUUAUUUUAGGUGAAAACCUGUCACUAUUACAAUCCUUUGUAACUGAACUCAGGCUGACCACAGCUGCUGUUCUGUUAGUCAGGAACCGUUUUACAGCCAUCUUUGAAGCGAGAUAUUUAAGAGUGUUUUGUUUUAAUUUUUGGGUAGAUUAUCCCAAUGUCCAAUAUAAGUGGGUGUGUUCAAAUUACUUUUGCUCAUCUCUCUAAAGAAAAGUAAAUGACAUGAUAUGG
This is a messenger RNA of Cottoperca gobio, 2256 nucleotides long. RefSeq names its product G protein-coupled receptor 157 (gene gpr157). Gene Ontology annotation, molecular function: cAMP binding; G protein-coupled receptor activity. The transcript is spliced from 4 exons. The record is from RefSeq and is a predicted model, not a curated record. Bases 193 to 1197 code for a protein of 334 amino acids. Gene Ontology annotation, biological process: cell surface receptor signaling pathway; adenylate cyclase-activating G protein-coupled receptor signaling pathway. Lineage: Eukaryota; Metazoa; Chordata; Actinopteri; Perciformes; Bovichtidae. Gene Ontology annotation, cellular component: plasma membrane.